Molecule: messenger RNA, 954 nt
Organism: Zea mays
Lineage: Eukaryota; Viridiplantae; Streptophyta; Magnoliopsida; Poales; Poaceae
Exons: 6
Coding region: 1-939 (312 amino acids)
Biological process (GO): deadenylation-dependent decapping of nuclear-transcribed mRNA
Cellular component (GO): cytoplasm
Molecular function (GO): RNA binding; hydrolase activity; manganese ion binding
Source: RefSeq, a predicted model, not a curated record
AUGGGAGGCAGGGAUGGAGGUGCGAGGGAUUGGGAGUUUGGGGGAUGCUUGGGGUUGGGGCUCGGUGUUGGUGGAUGGCUUCUCACCCCCACGCAUCGCCCCGCCCCCAUCGUCCAACCGUGCGAGCACCCCAUCGUCCCGCCGCCUCCUGCCCCCCUCCUCCGCACGAGCCGCAGCCGGCCCCCGCAGACCGCGUGCGUGCUCUCUCUCCCCUCCUCCCCCUCCCCCUCUCCGUGCGAUGACUGGGUGGGCUACCGCCGCCCUACGCAAGGUGCCGAGAACUUCGCCGAUAUCUGCGCCGGAGAAGAGCGCCCACCAGAUCAGGCGCUUGGAAGGCGCGCUGGCCGGUGGAUGACGAUGGCGGGUGGCGGGGGACUGAACCGGUCUUCAUCGAGGGGGCAGCUGCCGCCGCAAGAGCUGCUUGACGAUCUCUGCAGCCGGUUCCUUCUGAAUGUGCCCAAGGAGGAGCUGGAGUCGUUCGAGCGGAUCCUGUUCCUGCUGGAGCAGGCGCACUGGUUCUACGAGGACAACUCCGUUGAGCACAACCCCAACCUCAAGUCCCUCUCCUUCAAGGACUUCACUUCCCUCAUGUUCAAGAGCUGCACUGCUCUCCGGCCCUACAUCGCGCACCUGGAUGAUAUCUACAAGGACUUCAACAACUACAAGUUUCGUGUGCCUGUGUCCGGCGCCAUCAUCCUAGACGACACUUAUGAGAGGUGCUUGCUUGUUAAAGGAUGGAAGGCUGGGGCCAGCUGGAGCUUUCCUCGUGGAAAGAGGAAUAAAGAUGAGGAAGACCACACAUGUGCUGUUAGAGAAGUAAACUUCUGCCUGUAUCAUGUUCAUGCCUGCAGUUUAUUUUCCUUUUUGAGUGCACCCUACAAUUUCUUUGAAGCAUAUUAUACUUGCAGCAAUGAAAUAUAUUAUGAAUAUAUUCUUUGAUACCAUUCAACACCA